Molecule: messenger RNA, 4742 nt
Organism: Mugil cephalus (flathead mullet)
Lineage: Eukaryota; Metazoa; Chordata; Actinopteri; Mugiliformes; Mugilidae
Gene: dhx38
Product: DEAH (Asp-Glu-Ala-His) box polypeptide 38
Exons: 27
Coding region: 276-4022 (1248 amino acids)
Biological process (GO): mRNA splicing, via spliceosome
Cellular component (GO): spliceosomal complex; intracellular anatomical structure
Molecular function (GO): ATP binding; RNA binding
Source: RefSeq, a predicted model, not a curated record
CUUGGAAUUGUGGGAAUGCAAUGGCGGCCCUCUCAUCCGUAAACAUUUGCGUUGUGUUUGCGAGAGCCGCUGUCUAAUAAUUGUUCUAGGGCGCCACAGGUUCUCAUUUUCUGCCUUUCUUUCUACUGCAUGAACUGACCCUAAAGCAUGAAUUUUAUGUGAGAACUGCGCAUUUAGCUUCAAAGAAACUCGCGGUAUUUUCCCGCAGUUUAUCGCCUUUAUCGUGACAGAAGCGGCUCACAGGCUAGCUAACGCUAGCUGCUCCGACUGAGACAAUGGAUGAUGAUGUGUCCAUGCACAGACUAGAGGGUUCAGAUCCAACUGCUCAAGUUGGUGGACUGAUACUAAAGAAGAAGAGUGCUGCUUCAGAGCCCCAUGUUUUUCGAGCACCCACACCACGCACGUCUUUGCUGGGUUUAGAUCUGCUAGCUGCCCAGAAGAGGAAAGAGCGGGAGACUAAGGAAUCAGAUAAUUCUUCUGGUGAUGACAGAAAUAAAAAGAAGUCAAAGGUUUCCUCCUACAAAGACUGGGAGGAAAAUAAGAGUGACUCUGGAUCUGAUGAAGAAGAAGAAGAUGACACGAGUAGAGAUGCUAAGAAGGAGAGCAGGAAGUAUCGUGUGACUGGCUCUGAGACGCCAUCCAACCCUGGAGGGGUCAGUGAAGAGUUCAGACGCAGACACCAGCAGAGAGAGAAAGACAGACGUGAGCAUGGAGUCUACGCCUCCUCCAAAGAGGACAGGAGCAGAGAAAAGGACAGAGAAAGGAGUAGAGAUAAAGGCAGAGAGCGAGUGAAAAGAGAUGAACGAGAAAGCAGCCAUAGCCGUGGCAACAGCAGCAGCCGGUCAGAGCGCGGGGAGCGCAGUGACAGGAGUGAACGGAUCAGCCGUGGGAGCAAGAGAGACGAACCCGCGACACCACAGCAACAUCCCAGAGAUUCUUUCACACCUUCACACUCUAACUGGGAUGAGGAUGACAGUGGUUACGCAAGUUCAAGGCGUUCCCAGUGGGAGUCUCCAUCCCCUACCCCGUCUCACAGAGAGUCCGAACGCUCAGAAAGAAGCCAACGUUCUGGCCGGGAGAGUGAGAGGAGGGACAGGUCAGUCAGAGGUCGUUACCCUGACGACACACCGCUGCCUACCCCAUCCUACAAGUACAAUGAAUGGGCCAAUGACCGAAAGCAUUUGGGUUCAACACCUCGUUUAUCACAAGGGAAAGGUAGGAAAGAAGGUGGUGAAGGAGGAAUUAUGUUUGACAAUGAGGAUGAGAAAGAAGAGUGGGAAGAGGACCAGAAGCAAGCUGACAGAGACUGGUACAUGAUGGAUGAAGGCUAUGAUGAAUUUCACAAUCCUUUCACAUCCACCUCUGAGGAAUAUGUGAAGAAGAGAGAGCAGAUCCUUCAGAAGCAGACUCAAAAACGAAUAUCUGCCCAGAAGCGACAGAUCAAUGAGGACAAUGAGCGGUGGGAAACCAAUCGUAUGCUGACCAGUGGUGUGGUGCAAAGGUUGGAAGUGGAUGAAGACUUUGAGGAGGACAAUGCUGCUAAAGUUCACCUGAUCAUUCACAACCUGGUCCCGCCCUUCUUGGAUGGGCGCAUAGUCUUCACUAAACAGCCAGAGCCUGUCAUCCCUGUGAAAGAUGCUACCUCUGACAUGGCCAUCAUCUCUCGAAAGGGCAGCCAGCUUGUCCGUAAACACCGUGAGCAGAAAGAACGUAAAAAGGCACAGCACAAACACUGGGAAUUGGCAGGCACCAAGUUGGGGGAUAUCAUGGGUAUCAAGAAAACUGAGGAUGAAGAUGGGUCAGCGGGCAAAGUAGGCGAGGAUGGCAAAGUAGACUACAGAGCAGAGCAGAAAUUUGCAGAUCACAUGAAAGAGAAGAAUGAGGCCAGCAGUGAGUUUGCUAAAAAAAAGAGCCUUCUGGAGCAGAGACAGUACCUGCCCAUAUUUGCUGUCAGACAGCAACUUCUUAACAUCAUAAGGGACAACAGCAUUGUGAUUGUUGUUGGGGAGACGGGCAGUGGGAAAACCACCCAGCUCACCCAGUAUCUGCAUGAAGACGGUUACACCAGAUAUGGCAUGGUGGGUUGUACCCAGCCCCGAAGAGUAGCAGCCAUGAGUGUGGCCAAGAGAGUCAGCGAGGAGGUCGGCACCAACCUUGGAGAGGAGGUGGGUUACGCAAUCCGCUUUGAAGACUGUACAUCUGAAAAAACCCUGAUAAAGUACAUGACAGAUGGAAUCCUGCUCAGAGAGUCGCUGAGGGAGUCAGACCUGGAUCACUACAGCGCUGUUAUAAUGGACGAGGCUCAUGAACGUUCCCUGAAUACAGAUGUGCUGUUUGGCCUUCUGCGCGAGGUUGUAUCCCGACGCACUGAUUUGAAACUCAUCGUCACCUCUGCAACUAUGGACUCGGACAAAUUCGCAACAUUUUUUGGCAACGUGCCCAUAUUCCAUAUUCCAGGAAGAACGUUUCCCGUAGACAUCUUGUUUAGCAAGACUCCCCAGGAGGACUACGUAGAAGCAGCAGUGAAGCAGGCCCUGCAGAUCCACCUCAGCGGGAUGGUUGGAGACAUCCUCAUCUUUAUGCCUGGGCAGGAGGAUAUUGAGGUGACAUCAGAUCAGAUCGUGGAGCGUCUGGAGGACUUGGAGAACGCUCCUCCCCUGGCAGUGCUGCCCAUUUACUCCCAGCUUCCAUCUGACCUCCAGGCCAAGAUCUUCCAGAAGGCUCCAGAUGGUGUGAGGAAAUGCAUUGUUGCUACAAACAUCGCAGAGACUUCCCUCACUGUGGAUGGAAUCAUGUUUGUAGUCGAUUCAGGAUACUGCAAACUUAAGGUUUUCAAUCCUCGCAUUGGCAUGGAUGCUCUGCAGGUUUAUCCCAUCAGUCAGGCUAAUGCGAACCAGCGUGCUGGCCGAGCAGGACGUACAGGACCAGGACAGUGUUUCAGGCUGUACACUCAGAGCGCCUUUAAGAAUGAGAUGCUGACCACCACCAUACCAGAGAUCCAGAGGACCAACCUGGCCAAUGUAGUUCUCCUGCUGAAGUCUUUGGGUGUCCAGGACUUGCUCCUCUUCCACUUCAUGGAUCCACCACCUGAGGACAACAUGCUCAACUCCAUGUACCAGCUCUGGAUCCUCGGAGCUCUGGACAACACAGGUGCUUUGACACCGACCGGGCGUCUGAUGGUGGAGUUUCCCCUCGACCCCGCCCUCUCCAAGAUGCUGAUAGUGUCCUGUGACAUGGGCUGCAGUGCUGACAUCCUCAUCAUUGUCUCCAUGCUGUCUGUGCCAGCCAUCUUCUACAGGCCUAAGGGUCGUGAGGAGGAGAGCGACCAGGUGAGGGAGAAGUUCUCCGUCCCGGAGAGCGACCAUCUCACCUACCUUAAUGUCUACAUGCAGUGGAAGAACAACAAUUACUCCAGCAUCUGGUGCAAUGACCAUUUCAUCCACACCAAGGCCAUGCGCAAGGUGCGCGAGGUGCGCUCACAGUUAAAGGACAUCAUGGUGCAGCAGAGGAUGAACCUGGUUUCCUGCGGCUCAGACUGGGACGUCAUCAGAAAGUGCAUCUGCGCCGCUUACUUCCACCAGGCUGCAAAGCUCAAGGGCAUCGGUGAAUAUGUGAACGUGAGGACAGGCAUGCCGUGUCACCUCCAUCCCACCAGCUCCCUGUUUGGAAUGGGCUACACCCCCGACUACAUCAUCUACCACGAGCUCGUCAUGACCACGAAGGAGUACAUGCAGUGCGUGACGGCAGUGGAUGGAGAGUGGCUGGCAGAACUCGGGCCCAUGUUUUAUAGCGUCAAACAAGCUGGAAAAAGCAGACAGGAGAACCGUCGUCGGGCUAAGGAGGAGAUCACCAACAUGGAGGAGGAGAUGGCCCUGGCCGAGGAGCAGCUGCGGGCGCGUCGUGAAGAGCAGGAGAAGAAGAGCAGCGCUGGCAGCGUGAAGCCAGUGAAAAUCUGCACACCAGGAAGAAGAGAAGAGGCUCCCAUGACACCCAGACGCACCCCUGCCCGCUUUGGACUGUAACUCCUGGAAGAAAAGAAACGCCAAGGAGUCGCUGUGGUCCAGUCUCAGAAAACCACCUUCACUUCCUGUUGUUCCCUCCCAGCAUGGCCACAACCAGCUGCAGUUCCUCUACUGACCACUAGAGUGAGAACUUGUAUAAGGCACAAAACCCAGAGACCCACCAGCUUGAUCAGAAUCCCUCCUCCACCUUCAUCAGCCACUAGCUGUUUCCAUGAUAUGUUUCAAGGAAUAAUAAUAAUAAUAAUAAAAAAAAAUUGUUUGUUUUUUUUUGUACAUUCAGUAUUUAUAUGUGAUGCUUAUUGGAGGCUUUUACAGUCAGAGGUCUCUGUAAGGACCUGAGCUACAACUAAAACUAACUUUUCUAUAUUCCUGACCAUGUUGUCAGAGGGCACCUGAUAAACGGUGGUGUCAUUUCAGUGUUACUUGUCUUUGUCCUUGCGUUUACUAGUUGCUGUAGUGUCACUCCAACAACAUGUGCCACCUUCAAGUGCUCCACUAGACACUGAAGCACUAUUCAAACUGUACUUGUGGCAGGAGUGUGUACGGACUCUAGAGUUGCAUCGUAGUACGCCCUAACACACACAACACACUCAUGCAGGCUUAGCCAAUUGACCCUUUUCUACUUUGUGUUGACCUUGUUCCAACAGGAUAACGCACCACAGCGUUGCUUCAUAACUUCACCACGCUGGAUUAAACAUGUGAACUGUGUUAUUGUCAUGG